Candidula unifasciata is the source of this 1029-nucleotide messenger RNA. Lineage: Eukaryota; Metazoa; Mollusca; Gastropoda; Stylommatophora; Geomitridae. The record is from the annotation of a GenBank genome assembly.
AUGGCUAACACUGCAUCCAUUGCUUUUUCAAUAGCAACUCAAGCGACACAACCUCCUCUCUUCAACGAGGACCUUUCAGAGAUAAUCUACCAAGUAUUCCGCUAUGGACUAAUUCCCUGUAUCAGCAUUCUGGGAAUUGCAGGGAAUGUGGCCAGCAUUGUCAUACUGACCCGACGAGGAUUCAGAAAAUGCUCCAAUAUACUUCUCCUGGCUUUAUCUGUCUCUGAUAUUCUAUUUCUAACAGGAAUAAAUAAUUUCCCAUUGUUCAUAUACCAGGAAACAACUCCUCGUGGAUUUAGAUUCUCUCAAAACAUAAAUUAUAUGUUCUAUAUUUUAUACACGACGUUUUUAUUUGCUCACAAUAUGGGACUUCACACCGCAAUGAUCAUCCCUGUUUUAAUAACAACAGAACGUAUACUGGCCCUUCUGUCUCCGCUCAAGGCUCUUUUCAUAUUAACACCUCCUCGUACAGUCAUUGUACUUGCCAGCCUUUAUGUUCUAAAUGGAUUUGUAUUUCUUUAUUACUUCAUAUUAUGCAGGGAGUUGAAACAAUACCGUAUAAAAGGAAGUGUUUUAGGUGUCUUUUCUCACACCGAAAUGUAUUUUGCAGGUGUUGAAGCUGGGGUGUACGGAAUGAUAGAGAGUAUAGUUAAUUACAUGACUGGAGUUAUACCCAUUAGUCUGGUAACAAUGGGAUGUGCAGUUAUUGGCAUCCAAGUUGUUUUCAUUACAAAGAAACGCGAGCAGCUCAUUACUGGGCAAAUAAAAACAACUCCAAAUACUCCCAUAUCGAAGACAACUAAAACGUUACUCAGUAUUUGUGUUCUGUACGUUUUGUGUAGUGGAUUUGGUUUUGUUCUUACAUACAUUGCAAAUACGAAUCUAGUAGAAAAUGACGAGUCAUUAAAGAAAGUACUGUCCUCGGUUCAGGACCUGUUAUUUUGUGUGAAUUGCGUGGGAGAUUUUGUUAUUUACGUCGGAACUCGUAAGUCAACACUGAGAACCAGAAAAAGCAACCUGAAAAAGUAA